Molecule: messenger RNA, 6239 nt
Organism: Schistosoma spindalis
Lineage: Eukaryota; Metazoa; Platyhelminthes; Trematoda; Strigeidida; Schistosomatidae
Source: the annotation of a GenBank genome assembly
ACGCGACCUUGAACGUUUUUAAAAGUAUAUUUACCUACGCAACACGGCUGUGGUAUUUCCUAUGGGUUUGGAAUGUUACACAGUGUUGGAAUGUAUAGGAGAAGGCUCUUUCGGACGUGUUUUCCGUGGAAGAAGAAAGGAAACUGGACAGAUUGUAGCCAUGAAGUUUAUACCGAAAGUUGGGAAGAGCGAAAAUGCUCUUAAAAAUCUCAAACUUGAAAUUGAGAUUAUGCGAUCAAUGCAUCACACUAACAUAAUAGAAAUGCAAGACUCAUUUGAGACAGAAAGAGAGGUUGUUGCAAUUACUGAUUAUGCCGAGGGAGAUCUUUUUCAAAUAAUUGAAGAUGAUGGCCGACUUUCCGAAGAAACGGUUAGAUCCGUGGCUUGUCAGUUGGUAUCUGCACUUUAUUAUCUUCAUGCCAACCGUAUUUUGCACAGAGAUAUGAAGCCACAAAAUAUUUUACUGGGUCAAGAUGGUGUUGUCAAGCUUUGUGAUUUCGGGUUUGCGCGAGUCAUGGGCUGGAAUACUUUAGUUCUGACAUCUAUAAAGGGAACUCCUUUAUAUAUGGCUCCGGAGAUUAUUGAAGAAAAACCUUAUGAUCAUACAGCUGACUUAUGGGCAUUGGGUUGCAUAUUAUACGAACUGUUCGUUGGUACUCCUCCGUUUUACACAAACAGUAUCUUUCAACUAGUCAAGAUGAUUACAAAAACUUCUAUUCAAUGGCCUCCAGAUAUGUCUUCUGUUUUCAAGGAUUUUUUGGCCAGGUUGUUGCAAAAAGAUGUACGACAACGUUUGCAGUGGCCAGACCUUUUGGAUCAUCCAUUUGUCUGCGAUAAGAUUGAAAUUUCUCCGGGUGUUCGUCUUCUUUCUAGUCCAUUAACUCAGCCACUAACUCCAAGUCAGCUAGCAGAAAAAGAAAGACAAAGAUUGCUGAUGCUGAGACCAAAUGGUUCAAGAGUACUAAGACGAGCUGGUGGUGACCAAUUUAGCAAACUCAAGCAGGUAAAAGAAGAAGAUAAGACUGACGACUCUCUAGACCGACGCCGUGGAAAGUCUGUUGUCAGAGAAGUACAAGAAUCAGAUCAAAAAGGGAACGUCGUUGAUAAAAGGCAUUCGAAACACAUUCCAGAUAAACCCCCGUUUUCGAAAUAUGGUGAUAAAGAAAAAGUGAAAAGACCCAGAACACAUACAAAGGCUGUUGAGGAGCAGGAGGAACUUGUUAAAAGACCUAAUUCAGCAGAUACUAACGUGGGCGGGAACGAAUCGUCUACCCAAAGUUGUCCUACCAGACGACCUCAAAGUUGUGAUGCUUUAGAAUCCAAAAAGAAAACCUCAGAAUGGUCUCACCUUGAAGAUAUUCCUGUUGAGCCUCCAACUCCAAGAGAAAAUCGAAUAUCUGCCGAUUACGACCGCGAAAAUGCAGUUCGAGAGUAUCUGCAACUAAGUAAUCAGGCACAUUGUAACACAAAUCCCAAACAACAUUCUGUAGAAAAAGACGAUACCUUGGUUGAUAAUACACCGAAAGAUCAAUCAGUAGAAAAAAAUUAUACAGAACAUUUUCAUUUAACGGUUAAAAAACAAAAUUCGCUUGAUACAUUUGAUUCAGUGUCAAAAUCAAGUCAUUCAGUAAAGUAUACUGGUUGGUGGUUAAGAGCUAGUGCAGAAGCCUGGGAACGUUUAGCUGAUGCUACAGAUAUUGAGUUUCCCCAUCCACCUGGUUGUGAGACAGAAAAUCCUCGACAUUCUAUAGAAAUCAGACAACCGAAGCGAAGAACAGCAUUAAGUUUACUUUGUGACAGUGAAUUUGGUCAACGGCUGUCAUUGAGAUUGGCAUCGGCUUCAGUUAUUGAUGAAAGGGCUGCAUGGGAGUCUAUUCACUCGUGGGCGUCAGCUUUAGCUGAAAAUCCUUCUCCGAAAGAUCAUAUCCGUCCAGUUUCUGCUGGAACAGCUGUAUCGAAAGAGUCAUCAGGUGAUGUAGUAUCCGGACUCGAAGCAGCUGCUUAUUUAAGGACUUUACUUCGCCUAGUUACAAAUCUAAUUACUGUCAAAUGCGAUGUUUCGAUUAUUGUACGGUUUUGUGAAGUGACCGAGUUACCGGUGCAAUUGAUUAAACUAAUGCAAUCAUUUCUAAAUUUUACGAAAUUACAUGAGAAAAUGUGGUAUGAACAAAUUCUUCUCGAUAUAAUUAUUGCAAUGAACGCCUAUUUUGUGAGUGAAAUUGGUCAAAGACAAAAUAUUCCACAUUCAGUCUUACAAAGUUACACAGAACAUGCCCUUUGUUUUAUUGAGCUUGUACCGAGAUUAGUGAAUCAGGAUUGUGACAAAGAAUUGCACUUACGUGAUCAAACUCUACUAUGUAUUCGUUAUUUAAUUGAACGUAUGGUUGAGAGGCCAUCUGCAGUUGUUGAGGAAUUUUUCAGUGAAUUAAAGAAACAUCAUCUUCAAACUAUAAAAACACUAGUAUUGAUGCCAUCCGUCAGUCGGUAUAGUAUAGUUGAUGCUGAUAUUAAUCGCUUAGACGAUAUUCGUGAACACGCUAUGGCAGCAUUGACUGCUUUCACAUGUCCUCUGUCCACGGUGUUUAUAUCAAACAAACAUUUCAAGGAUAAUAAUAACAAUUCUGUUGGGGGGACAAAACCAGGGAACUACUCUAUUCGAACACAUGAUAUUGCUAUGUACAUCGCGAACCAACUUUGUCAACCGGAAUUGGAGACUCAUUUACGUGUGUAUAUUUCCUAUCUAUGGGUUAGCCGUCUGUGUAUACACACAGCAAAAGUUUUUUAUGAUUGCGUACAAGCUGAUACUUUAUUUGCUCACUAUUGUAUGAAAAAGUUUCCGGUAUAUUUGGAAGCCUUGCUAGACUUGUUACGAGGAAGUGUUUCCGUAUCAAAAUCUGAUCGUGUAACUUUAGUUGAAUUAGUGAUGCAUUCAUUAACUGCAUUUAUUAUUCAAUUGGGUCAUGUACCAGAAAUAAUAUUACAGAACAAAGCACAAUUUUGUAAAAUGCUUGUUGAAUCACAUCUUCCAAGUCAUGCAGCUGCUUCAGCUCUACUUUUAUCUCAAAUCUAUGAACUACAAGAGUACAAUAUUCCAGCUAAACCAAAUGAUAUAGUUCAAGCAAUGUCAUUAAUUCUGGUUUCUCCAAUAGCUCAAAGUCAAUCUGCACGUAGUCGAUUACUAGCUGCUUUAAACGAAUCUACACCAAGAGGUGCAAUCAGUUUAAAAGAGAAUAUAAAUGAUUCACAUAGUGAAAUAGAUCUGUCAAUGACUUUCGGUUUACCACAAAUUUUAUGGCCUGGUAAUCAUGGUUGGCUUGAUGGUUUAUUUAAUUUAGCUCAAAUUAUCUGUACACAGGCAGGAAACACAAUUUGGCAGUCAUUUCUGGAAUUUCGUAUAUCUGAAAGAAUUUGGCAGUGUUUAGAACAAAUAUUCGAUCUGCAUAAAUCAACUAAUUCAUCGUCGGAUUCUGAUCACGGUAUUGAUCUAGUCAUGUUAUCACCUAGAGGAAUAUUAUCAGCUUUGAAUUUGGCUGCUACAAUUUUCAGCAAGAAGCCAAAAUUGUGCAUUGAAACGUUAUUAUGUAAUCAAAGUCAAAUGUUAUCUGUUCUAAAGCAUUUUUUUACAACAAAAUGCAUUGAAGAACUACGUCAAAGUUCAUGGGCGGCAUUACAUCCAACCGAUUUAGUAUUAGAUAUACUUAGUUCUUGUGCUCACUUAUUAUAUUUUCCGUAUAAAAAUGCUGAAGAAGAGUAUCAAAUUGCAUUGACUAAGGUCUAUGUAGAAAACCAUAUGUUAACUCAUUUUAUUCAUUCAUUAUGUAAUAUCUAUAAUUUAACAAAUUCACAUACGUCAUAUAAGAAAAACUCAAAUGGUACCUAUUUAAAUAACACUAUUAUCAAUAAUAAAUGUAAAAAUAUAAUUACAUUAAAAUCAUUAGACAAUGAUCCUGUAUUACUUGCACAUACUCAAUCUAUCCUACUGAUUGCAUUUAAACUAUGCUGUAAUCCAAUUAGUUUACAUGGUACAGAAAAUUCUGAUGAUAUAUCAAAUCUAUAUGGCCUAUAUGAAACACUUAGUGAAGAAGAAGGAUUAGUUUAUCAAAAAACUUUGGGUAAACAAUUGAUUAAUUUACUAUUUGGGUCCGAUCUAGAUGAUUAUGAACCGGAAGUAAAAGCGACACACGAAUUGAUUCAAUGGUGUUUCAAAUCGCCUAUUAAAGAAAUUAAAUGGAAUGCUUGUGCUUUAUUAUCACAAUUUCUAGCAUUUCGUAUAUUAGAGUUGUCUGAUAGGAAAAGUGGUAAUCAUUCAAUUAAACUGGAUCAAAUGAAAAUUGUAGAAGAUGAACGUACUGCUGGAAAUUUAGUUUGGUCACUAUUAACACCUGUUGAUCAACCUGCUGUACAAACUCCACAGAACUUAAUCAACUUCAUUGAAGAUUCUCAUGUUAUAUUAGUUGUACACGGUUUAAGUUUACUUAAUAAUUUAAUGCUGUGUAUGUAUAGUGAAUCAAAUAUGUGUGAAAUUCUACCACAUUUUACAAAUGAAUUACAAUGUCAUCAAAUUUGUCGUUUACAAUUUGAUUCAACUAAUAGUCCAAUAUUAAAACGUAAAUAUUUAUCAACAACAUCAUCCUCAUCAAUAUCAUCAUCAAGAACACGUUCGAUUUUAGACGUGAAAUAUUUAACAUGGUACUUUGAUAAACCAUUGAAUUUAUGUAUUAAACAUUUACAACAUAAUUGUUCAGUGAUUCGUCAAUAUGCAUUAUUAAUUAUUGGUAAUGUAUUAUUUUUAUCUAAUGAAUUAUGUAUGAAUAUUGUGUCUGCUUUGCCAAGAAUUGUUUCACUAUUAACUGAAGAUAGUUCAUCUCGUGUUCGAACAAAUGCUGCUACAUGUCUUGGGAAUAUGUGUUAUCACAUAGAUCAAUUGUACGAUUCAGUAUGUAAACAUAAAGUUCUUCACGCGCUUCUAGAGACUGGUUGUCUGGAUGGUGAUCGAAGAGUGCAAGAAGCGGCAUUAGCUGCAUUACGAGCUCUUUGUAUUUCAAAUCAUCGCAUAUGUAAUGAUUUAUCCAUUAUGAAUACAGUGAAAAAGUUGAAUGAUAUGCAAAUCACUUUAAAACGUAUCAGUACAAAUCGUUCAGGACGUAAAUCAAGCGCUAGAAGUCGUAUGUCAAUCAUUCAACUUGGUUUAAUUGAUUACGAUAUAAUUUCUCAGCAUGUAACAGCUAUAUGCGAUUUAUUGUGUACAAAGCAAGAAAACAAAUAAUUUGAAAAAAAGAGAAAUAAGAACAAAUAAAAACAAAUAAUAAUAGUAUUAUGUUGUACAGUUGUAACCAGUUAAUUACAAAUCAGUUUCCUUUUGAUCGAUUAAUUAAUUAUACGAUUUAAUUGAUACCAACAAUAGGAUUGUUUCAUUUAUACAUCUCUGUCACAUACUUCCUCUCCCUAACCUAACUCUCUACAGAAGUUCUGUGAUGUUUUCACUAUUUACUAUAAUCACUAAUAAUUGUAAUAUAAUAUUAACAAUAGUACUCUCAACAUGUACAGUUUUCGUUUCUAUUAAUUGUUUCUUUUUAAUCAUACUAUUUAUCUAUAUAUUUUGGGGAGAAAACAUCAUAUUUUGUAUGCGGUGAUGUUUUGUUUUGUUUUAAAGAAAAACAAUAUUCAGGUAUUCAUUCUUUUCAUAUAUUUUUUAAUAUACGAUACAUAUCUUUGUGUAUGUGACAUUCUACAAAUAUAGAUGCACACAAACAGCAAUUUCGGAUAUAUACCUGAAGUGGUUGCAUUCGAAAUGUUUAUCUGUUUGCGAGUGUUAGUGUCACAUGUUAUUUUAUUUGUUCUGUUUAUCCGAUGCAAUUGUUGACCAUAAUAUAGUUGAUGAAUCAUUCAUUUAUUCAAUUAUUUACUUUUACAAACAUGUUUCUCAUUUAUCUUGGCUUCAUUUCUUUUUUUGUUACGGUGGUUUUUGUUUCAAAGCCAAUAUUAAAAAAUCAUAAUUUGUUUGUAGUUGAAGCCUCAUGUCCUUAUUACAGUGUUUGACUUUUACAAUUAUUAAGUAGUCACUGUGAUGUCUCAAUAUCACCGAGAAGACCGUAGAUGUAGUUGUGUUUCAAUGUGCUAUUGAAUAAUCGGGGUUAAACUGUUGUUUGUUUCAUCAGUAUCUUAAUGAAUUUUUAGUAGGUCUGUAAUAAUAGUGUUGAACAACAUAAUGUUGAAUAAACACGAAUUUAAUGCUUUCA